AUGGUCCGUGGCGACUUGGCGGACCGUGACGCCGUGAUGCGUGCUUGCGAGGAAGUCGACUGCGUGUUCCAUGUCGGCGGCAUGGUCGGUGUGUGGGGGAAGUGGUUCGACUACUUUCAAGCCAACGUCCAUGGCACGCUCAACGUCCUCGGCGCGUGCCGCGAGCAGGGCGUCACGCGGCUGGUGUUUACGUCGAGCCCGAGCGUCGUCUUUGAUGGCAAGGACCAGCGCGGCGUCACGGCCGACGUUCCUUACCCGACGCGUUGGCUUGCCCACUACCCGCACUCCAAGGCGAUCGCCGAGGAUUUUGUUCUUACGCAGGAUGGCAGCGAUGUCGCCGGUAGCGGCAUGCUGCGCACGACGUCGCUGCGUCCUCACUUGGUUUGGGGGCCGCGCGAUCAUCACCUCACUGCGCGGCUGGUGGAGCGCGCCCGUUCGGGGCAGCUCCGCCGCGUGGGGCCGGGGGGGAAUCGCGUCGACAUGGUCUACGUCGAGAACGCCGCGGAGGCGCAUCUGCUGGCCGCCGAUGAGCUCGACAAGCCCGAGCCCAAGAACGCCGGCAAGGCGUACUUCAUCACCCAGGCCGAGCCCGUCGAUCUGUGGCGGUGGGUCGACGAGAUCCUCGCCCUGGUGGACCUGCCGCCGGUGACGCGGUCGGUCUCCGCACGGGCCGCCUACGCCGCCGGCGCCCUGCUGGAGGCCAAGCACUGGUCCUCCCGCAACUGGCGCCGCGAACCCCGCAUGACCCGCUUCGUCGCCCGCCAGCUGGCGACCGACCACUGGUUCGACAAAGAGGCCGCCGCUGAGGAUUUCGGCUACCGGCCGCGGAUUUCGACAGCUGAGGGGAUGGAAAGGCUAGGCACAGAGGUCACCGAGAACGCACAGAGAGCUAACGUGUUGCGGACGCAUACCUGUGGCGAUCUCCGUCUGACCCAUGCCGGGACCACCGCCACGCUUUGUGGCUGGGUCGAUAGCUACCGCGACCACGGCGGCGGCCUCUUCAUCGACCUCCGCGACCGGUACGGCAUCACGCAGGUGGUGUUCAACCCGCCCGAUACGCCGGCGGCGAUCAUUGAGGCCUCGAAGGACCUGCGGGCCGAGUACGUCAUCCAGGUGACCGGCAACGUCGAGCCGCGCCCCACCGGCAUGGCGAACCUCAAGCACAAGUCGGGCGAGAUCGAGCUGCGCGUCACCGAGCUGAAGCUGCUCAACAAGUCGAAAGUGCCGCCCGUCUCGCCGAGCGAGUCGAUCACCGAAGUCCCCAACGAGGACCUGCGGCUCAAGCACCGGUAUCUCGACUUGCGUCGCCAAUCGAUGCAACGCGCGCUGAUCUUGCGUGACCAGAUCACUAAGGGGAUGCGCGACUACUUCGCCGACCUCGGUUUCAUCGAUGUCGAGACGCCGAUCCUCGGCCGUAGCACGCCCGAGGGCGCGCGGGAUUACCUCGUGCCGUCGCGUGUGCAUCACGGCAAGUUCUACGCGCUGCCGCAGUCGCCGCAGCUCUACAAGCAGAUCCUGAUGAUCGCGGGCUACGACCGCUACGUGCAGGUCGCCCGCUGCUUCCGCGACGAGGACCUCCGCGCCGACCGGCAGCCGGAGUUCACGCAAAUCGACCUCGAGAUGGCGUUCAUCGAUGACGACGACAUCAUGACGAUCAUCGACGGCCUGAUGCAGAAGCUCGCCAAGGAGGUGCUCGGCCUCGAUGUCCAGUUACCUUUGCCGCGGAUGACGUACGACGAGGCGAUGCGCCGCUUCGGCCACGAUGCGCCCGACCUGCGUUACGGCUGCGAGAUCACCGACCUCACCGACCUUGCGGCGAAGUGCGAGUUCGGCGUCUUCACGUCGGUCGUUGAAGCGGGCGGCCACGUGCGGGCGAUCUGCGUCCCCGGCGGGUCGAACCACUACAGCCGUCGCGGCAUCGACGCAUUGACCGAAUUUGCGAGAGGCCUCGGCGCCAAGGGCUUGGCGUACUUCCGUGUCGACGACGCCGGCAAGCUCGACUCGAACAUCGGCAAGUACUUCACCGACGAGCUGAAGGCCGAGAUGGCCGAGCGGCUCGGCGCCAAGGCGGGCGACCUCGUGCUGUUCUCAGCCGACCAGUGGCUCGCCACGUGCAAGCUGCUGCACAACCUGCGGAAGAAGAUCGGCGAAGAGAUGAAGCUGUACGACCCCAAGGCGAUGAACUUCUCGUGGGUCGUGCAGUUCCCGAUGUUCGAGCGCACCGAGGACUCCGACAACCCGCAAGCGGUCGGCAAGUGGUCGGCGAUGCACCACCCGUUCACGGCGCCGCUCGACGAGCACGUCGUCAAUCUUGAUAACGACCCGGGCAAGUGUCGGGCGAAGGCCUACGACCUGAUCAUCAACGGCUACGAAGCGGGCGGCGGCACGAUCCGGAUCCACGACCCCGAAGUGCAGUCGAAGGUCUUCGGCCUCUUAGGCAUCGAUAAAGAAACCGCCGCGGACCGCUUCGGCUUCCUGCUGGAAGCCCUCGCCUAUGGCGCCCCCCCACACGGCGGCAUCGCCCUAGGCCUCGACCGCGUCGUGAUGCUCUUCGGCGGCUACGACAACAUCCGCGAC
This is a messenger RNA of Symbiodinium sp. CCMP2456, 2577 nucleotides long. NCBI's taxonomy places the organism in Eukaryota, Dinophyceae, Suessiales, Symbiodiniaceae. The record is from the annotation of a GenBank genome assembly.